AUGCCGCCUCCAGCGGCGGGCGCCGCCCCAGGGCCCGCCGAGGCCGGCCCCGCUGGCCGGAGGCUCGCCGCACUCGCGGCGCAUUUGCGCGCCGGCGCGGGCCCGUCGGAAGCCUGCAGGCCACCACCCUUCUCGCGGGCGUGGGCCCGGGCCCUGGCGUGCAGGGGCGCCGGCUUCGAGGAGGAGGCCGCCGCUCUCAGCAAGCAGGAGGUCCUGGAGCUGCGCCGCUCUCUGUUCUGCCCCGCGCAGAGCGUCUCGUACGCCAACACCGACCCGCUGCUAAUCGUGCGCGGGGAAGGCGCGCGGCUGUUCGACGAGAAGGGGACGGCCUACCUGGACACACGGAACAACGUGUGCCACGUCGGCCAUUCGCACCCUUACGUUGCGGCCGCCGUUGCGAGGCAGGUGGCGGUGUUGAACACCAACACGCGGUACCUUCACCCCAAUCUCGCAUUGCUGGCCCGCCGACUGGUGGCCACCUUCCCGCACGGCAGCGGGCUCGAGGUGUGCUUCUUCGUCAACUCCGGGUCCGAGGCCAACGAUCUCGCCUGCCGCCUCGCUUUCGCGCGCACGGACAGCCGCGACCUGGUCGUCGUGGACCACGGCUACCACGGCCACACGCAGCAGGCCAUCGAGAUCAGCCCGUACAAGUUCGACCACAAAGGCGGCGAGGGCCCCAGGGCGCACGUGCACAAGGUCCCGUGCCCGGACACCCUCCGCGGCCCCCACCGUGGCCCAGACGCCGGGGCGCGCUACGCCGAGAGCGUCGCAGAGGCCUGCCGCGCCGCGCCCGGCGGCAGGGUGGCCGCCUUCUUCGUGGAGUCGGGCAUGUCCGUGGGCGGCGUCAUCAUACCGCCGCCCGGGUAUCUGGACGGCUGCUACAGGGCAGUGAGAGCGGCGGGUGGCGUGUGCGUGGCGGACGAAGUCCAGGUGGGCUUCGGGCGUUUCGGCGACCAUUUCUGGGCUUUCGAGCAGCAGGGCGUCCACCCCGACAUCGUCACCAUGGGGAAACCGUUCGGGAACGGCAUGCCCCUCGCCGCGGUGGUGACGACCAGAAGUGUGGCAGACCGUUUCCAUAACGGCCUCGAGUACUUCAACACGUUCGGCGGGAACCCGGUCUGCUGCGCCGCUGGCCUGGCCGUGCUCGACGUGAUCCGCGACGAGAAGCUCCAGGAGCACGCCCGGGCCGUCGGCGAGCACCUCCGCCGCAGGCUUUGGGAGCUCUCGAAGCGCCGGCCGCUGAUCGGAGACGUUCGCGGGUCUGGGCUCUUCAUCGGCGUCGACCUCAUGCUCGACCGGACGUCCCUGGAGCCUGCUCCAGAGGAUCGAGACCUCGGAGCUGUGCGCGCGCCUCAAGGACGAGCACCGGAUCCUGACGAGCAUCGACGGCCCCCACGACAACGUGCUGGUCAUCAAGCCGCCGAUGCCCUUCUCGCGGGCAGACAUACCCUGAUCGAGGCGAUGGACGCCGUCCUGGGCAGCCUGCGGGGUGGCCUGGGCCGCACCCCCACGUAG
Messenger RNA from Prorocentrum cordatum, 1515 nucleotides. Lineage: Eukaryota; Dinophyceae; Prorocentrales; Prorocentraceae. The record is from the annotation of a GenBank genome assembly.